AUGGCACCUAAAAUCGAUCCCAAUGAAAUAAAAAUUAUUUAUCUUAGAGCAACAGGAGGUGAAGUUGGUGCGUCUAGUGCUUUAGCUCCCAAAAUUGGUCCUCUUGGUUUGGCACCAAAAAAAGUAGGAGAAGAUAUUGCAAAAGCAACAUCAGAUUGGAAAGGUUUACGUGUUACUGUUAAAUUAACAAUUCAAAAUCGUCAAGCUGCAGUUUCAGUUGUACCCACAGCAUCUACUCUAAGUCAUUAG
This is a messenger RNA of Entrophospora sp. SA101, 249 nucleotides long. NCBI's taxonomy places the organism in Eukaryota, Fungi, Glomeromycota, Glomeromycetes, Entrophosporales, Entrophosporaceae. The record is from the annotation of a GenBank genome assembly.